Bufo gargarizans (Asiatic toad) is the source of this 762-nucleotide messenger RNA. RefSeq lists its product as uncharacterized. NCBI's taxonomy places the organism in Eukaryota, Metazoa, Chordata, Amphibia, Anura, Bufonidae. The record is from RefSeq and is a predicted model, not a curated record. Bases 118 to 762 code for a protein of 214 amino acids. The transcript is spliced from 14 exons.
CUCACAGGAAACAGAGCGCUCAUGGAGUUUAAAAAAGCGUUUUCCUCAAGUAUAGAUUAUCGGAUCUCUGGCUCACACACAUGAUCAAUAACAGACUGGGGGCUGCUAUAAGUUAUUAUGAAGACUUUAAGAAGUCUGAAUUUUUCCACUGAGGACGAUAUGACGAGGUCUUCACCUCCGAUGUCCUCAACAAGUGAGACCAGCAUCCACAAUUAUGCUGAGAUUAUGACAGAAUUCCCUGAACUACCAGGCUACUGGUUUGAAUAUCGAGUAGAGGUUCCCCCAAAAACAACAUCUCAGCUCUCUCAAUUUUAUGACUCUGAGGACGAUAUGACGAGGUCUUCAACUCCGAUGUCCUCAAAAAAUUAUGACACAAUUCCCAGAGCUGCCAGGACAAUGGUUCCCCCAAAAGCAACAUCCCAGCUCUCACAGUUUUACAUCUCUGAGGACGAUAUGACGAGGUCUUCAACUCCGAUGUCCUCAAAAAGUGAGACCAGCAUCCACAAUUAUGCUGAGAUUAUGACACAAUUCCCAGAGCUGCCAGGACAAUGGUUUGAAUGUAGAGUGGAGGUUCCCCCAAAAGCAACAUCCCAGCUCUCACAGUUUUACAUCUCUGAGGACGAUAUGACGAGGUCUUCAACUCCGAUGUCCUCAAAAAGUGAGACCAGCAUCCACAAUUAUGCUGAGAUUAUGACACAAUUCCCAGAGCUGCCAGGACACUGGUUUGAAUGUAGAGUGGAGGCUGGAGAAGAUCUGAUGUAA